AUGGUGUAUGCAUGCGUGCGUGUUGAGAUAUGGCUUGGCUUUCGAGGACAACGGCAGACCGGCGAGGGGGGAUGCCUGGGCAGGGGAACAACACAAUCUCAGGAAACGGAGCAGGCGCGAGGGAGUCGAAAGACUUCUGAUGACGGAAUCAUGCUAAUUGGUUUGUUUUUCUCCGGGCAGGCGCAGAAGUUCAUCAACGCGUAUGCCGCUUUCUUGAAGCGUCAGGGCAAGCUGCCCAUCCCCGGUUGGGUUGACAUCGUCAAGACCGGCCCCGCCAAGGAGCUCCCCCCCCAGAACAUUGACUGGUUCUACGUCCGCGCCGCCUCCGUCGCCCGCCACAUCUACCUCCGCAAGACCGUCGGUGUCGGCCGUCUCCGCAAGGUCCACGGCUCCGCCAAGAACCGCGGUGUCCGCCCCUCCCACCACGUCGAUGCCUCCGGCUCCGUCGACCGCAAGAUCGUCCAGGCCCUCGAGAAGAUUGGCGUCCUUGAGCAGGACGAGGAGAAGGGUGGCCGCCGCAUCACCCAGUCCGGCCAGCGUGACUUGGACCGUAUUGCCCAGACCACCGCUGAGGCCGAGGAGGAGGAGGAGGAUGACGAGUAA
This is a messenger RNA of Colletotrichum higginsianum IMI 349063, 603 nucleotides long. RefSeq names its product Ribosomal protein S19e. Gene Ontology annotation, molecular function: structural constituent of ribosome; RNA binding. The record is from RefSeq and is a predicted model, not a curated record. Gene Ontology annotation, biological process: ribosomal small subunit assembly; translation. Lineage: Eukaryota; Fungi; Ascomycota; Sordariomycetes; Glomerellales; Glomerellaceae. The transcript is spliced from 3 exons. Gene Ontology annotation, cellular component: ribosome; cytosolic small ribosomal subunit. The coding region runs from base 1 to 603 and encodes 200 amino acids.